CGUGCUGCAAUCCGCCCCCGGGUCUCCCGCACCCACGCACACAUAGAGCAAAAGACUAUCAUUAACAAUGCGGUCCUCCGAGGGAGAGCAGUAGCCAGGGACAACAGGCAACUAAUAACAACCCAGAGACAGAAAACAAGCAAAACAAACAAAAAUUAUUACAAUAUAAAAAGAAUUAUUUUAUAAUUUUGCAGUUGCCGAAACCAAACAGCAGUCCGGGAAAGAUACGAAGAUUAAUCGAAAGUUUCUUUAAGUUCUUUUGCCAGUUAAACACCUGGUUACUGAUUUCUACGGUGAGAAAGGGUGCAAGGAGCAGUAGCCUGUUACUACAGGGAUGUAUAUACCAGCUAGUCAACUAACUGGAUGUAUUGGAAGUAAGCAAACUCCAUACCCACUGGGAUUCCCUUGAAUUUUCGUCUUUUUUAUUGUUUGCUACUCGUCGCAUCGUUUGCGUCCAGUUUCAGCGAAACUACCCCGGCUGUCCUGCCAGCUGGAUACCGCUUCUUAGCAGACGACUCGGAUCUUCAGUUAAUUUCUGCUCAAGGAACCGUAGCCGGUCCACCGAGGUCACCAUGUCCCUUCCCCGCACACUGGGAGAGCUGCAGUUAUACCGAGUGCUUCAGCGCGCCAACCUCCUGGCCUACUACGACACUUUCAUCCAGCAGGGUGGCGACGAUGUCCAGCAGCUGUGCGAGGCCGGGGAGGAGGAGUUCUUGGAGAUCAUGGCACUGGUGGGCAUGGCCACGAAGCCACUGCACGUGAGACGCCUACAGAAGGCCCUGCGUGACUGGGCUGCCAACCCAACGGUCUUCAACCAGCCCCUGGCCAGCGUGCCGUUGAACAGCAUCCCGCUGUUUAAGAUUGAAGCCACAGGUGGGGUGGCAGGUGUGACUGGGAAGUCUCUGAGCAAUGGCCAGCCGGGAUCUCCCUGUGAGAGGGAGGAGCGAGCUUCCCUGACUCCGCUGCACAGUUGCAGCCCGAAGAGCCCCUGUUCCCAAGCCUCCCCACAGCCUCAGGAUGGCAUCUACCGGGACAAGCUGUCACCCAUGGACCCUCACUGGCUAAGCCCCGAUCCGGAAAAGAAUGGCGCCGGAGGGUCGGGGGUGGAUGAUGACCAGCCCAGCCCGCCCCUCCCCCCACCGGCCACCUCUGCUUCCUCUUCGACGUCCAUCUCCGCCUGGCCCGGUGGCCAGCUGGACACAGAGACGGCACGGGCGGUAGCUGAGAGCGUGGACAGGCUGUUGCGUACCGUGCCCAAGGCCGACCCGGGGGAGGUGAGGGCUCUGCUCAAGCUGAAUAAGAAGCUUGCAAAGACCGUCGGCCACAUCUACAAGCUGGAGCCGCACGAUCCCGCCAAGGAGGAAGAGAUUCGCAAAUACAGCCUCAUCUAUGGGCGCUUUGACUCCAAGCGCAGAGAGGGCAAGCAGCUCACGCACCAUGAGAUGAUCAUCAACGAGGCUGCGGCCCAGUUCUGCAUCCGUGACAACGCCUUGCUGCUGAGACGCGUCGAGCUCUUCUCAUUGGCCAGGCAGGUGGCCCGGGAGUGCGCCUACACCUCCACACUCAAGAAUGCCAGGACGAACACUGAUGAUGGAGCACUGCUACCACCAAAGAGGAUCAAGCAAGAGGUGGUGGUUUCAGAGUGUGUCUCCUCCUCUCAUGACAUUUCCGAGGGCUCUGCGGCCGGCUCCGACAGCGGGCACCAGGAGGUGCUGAGGUCAGGGCCUGAUGAUGACAGCCUCUCGGGAGAAAGUGUGGAUGGCAUGCCGCAAGGCCUGGGCUCAUCGCCCUGCCCCAACAUCGAUGGCGGCGCCCCACCCACGUGGAGCCGCAACCUCAUGCAGCAGACGCUGAUGGACGAAGGCCUACGGCUGGCCAGGAUGGUGUCGCACGGCCACGGGGGCAAGAGGCUGAAGACAAGAUAUGCGACAAGAAGAGCUCCGCCAAGCCCCGCAGACGCAGCAGCUCUUGCAGCACCAAAGACGACUCCGACCACAGUGGAAAAUAAAAAGUCCGCUGCCCAUAUUCAUUGCCAGGUCUUAGCUUCACCCCCCCUGCCCAGCCAUCCAUACCCUCUACCCCGAAUCCCCUCCCUUCCAGCAAUAAGAUCUCUAGCCCUGUCAAAGCCAACAAGCAUCCCAGUCUACCAUAGGGACAGGAGCCUGCAGAAAUCCCACUCAGGCCUGGGCUGAGCUGAGAUCGCCUCAUCUAGCUUCUUUUAAUUAUGUUCCACCUUUGGUGCUACUCCUUUGUUUCCGUUCUCUUUGAUGUGUGUCACUGAAAAUGUAACAGAAUGAUUACAGCAGAGGGAUUUUAAUUUUGGGAAAUGUUACAGGGCUGGGAAGAUCUGGGAUUAUUUUGGCAUUUUUAACCUACAGCCUAAGACCUAUUUCGGACAUCAUGUUUUUAAUUUUUUGGACAAUGUAGGCCUUAUGCAACUAAUCUUGUGUGCGUAUUAUUGUAGUUGUAGUCCACUUGGCAAGCCGCUGGCCUGCUCUUUAGAUAUUAUGUAGAUGGACCACACUUCAUCAGACUCUUAAUCUUGAUCUCUUAGCUGUUAUAUGGUUUUCUUCCAUUGUAUUAUCCUGCAUUAGGUAGAGAUUUGAGGGGCAAGUCCCUCAAAUUGGAUGUUGUUUCUGGUCAUUUGAAACUAGUAAUUGUGUUUCGCAAAAAAAAGCAACAAAAACCCUGUAAUCCUGAUAAUAUUGUAGUAUGAGUUUAAGAAAGGAAAAAACAGACAUAAAGCCCCCCAUCACGCUGAUGACGGGCAUAUGUGGGUGGAAAAGUGGUGUCAAGCUGUCAGACCAAAGGAACUAAGGGGGUCUUUUUGAAAAUUUUCCAUCCCCAUGUUCAGCACUGGAACUAAUAGUUUCCUUUAAAGGAUGAGAUGUAGGUUAAACACCUGUGAUUAUGGUUAUUAAUACACUUCACCUAUUGUGUUACGAGCACGGCCGCUCGCUGGAACCAGAACGGAGGGGGACAUGGAAACGCUAAAGCCGCUUUGAUUGAUAGCGCAUGAGUAGAAAGACACGCCCACACAUUCUCUCAGGUUCUUUGUUUGUAAAUUAGUGUCGAACUGAACACUACGGUGUUGGGUGCGUGCUUUGGGACAAGGUCAAUUUGUGUCAGGAUACCAGACCCAAACCAUUCAAUGUGUGUUACUGUUACACGUGUAGCAACCAAGCUCAGGGGGACAGAGACGGAGGGAGCUUGGUUCUGUAAAAUUUGCUCUACAUCCUCUAUGGAUCUCCUGCCAUAGUAGCUACAGUAAUUGUAAUUGAGUUAAUGUAACAUGUAAUGGCUAACGGGGAAACUCCAUACAGACGCACAGAAAUUGAAGCCUAAGAUAAUGGCGACAGAUUAUGGGAGACCUGCCCUCAGAACCAGACAUGUAUGAUUAAUGUUAUUGUCCUAAAGUUAUACCCUCUUCCUCACAAGUAUUAACCAACCUCUUGCUUUUAUUAUGUUGUACAGUAGAUUAUUUAUUUUGUUAAUUUUCAAUAAAGGUUUAUUUUAUUGUUUA
Paramormyrops kingsleyae is the source of this 3523-nucleotide messenger RNA. RefSeq names its product NGFI-A-binding protein 2-like. Gene Ontology annotation, molecular function: transcription coregulator activity; transcription factor binding. Gene Ontology annotation, cellular component: nucleus. Gene Ontology annotation, biological process: negative regulation of DNA-templated transcription. The record is from RefSeq and is a predicted model, not a curated record. Lineage: Eukaryota; Metazoa; Chordata; Actinopteri; Osteoglossiformes; Mormyridae.